AAGGUGAGAUAGAGGAAGCGAAGAAGGGUGAUAGAGCGAUAGAGAGAGAGAGAGAGAGAGUAAGAGCGAGAGAGAGAGAGAGAGAGAGAGUGUUGUGUUUCCCUCGUGUGUGAGUCCCCCCCCCCAACUUUCUCUCUUACUAUCGGUGUUAACCUUGGGGAAAGAUGAACUAUGAAGAGGAGUCCAUUUGUGUCCUGCUUAUGGGUUACAGUUCUUCUACUUGUGGGCGCCGUACUGGAUAGCUUGCAGACUCUGAGUGGAGGGCUUGGUAGCCUAGACGAGGUGCGGUUGGUUAGUGAUCUGUUUGACAAAAAUGGCUACAACCCAUUGAUUCGGCCAGUUAAAAAUGUAAACGAGACUAUUGUUAUAAGUUUUAGUCUUGCGUUGAGUCAGCUCAUUACCGUGGAUGAGAAAAAUCAAGUUAUGAAAACUAAUGUUUGGCUCCAGAUGACCCAGGUAAACCCACAAUACUAUGCACAAUAUAAUUCCUUCCACGACUCUCCCAACUAA
Molecule: messenger RNA, 510 nt
Organism: Octopus sinensis (East Asian common octopus)
Lineage: Eukaryota; Metazoa; Mollusca; Cephalopoda; Octopoda; Octopodidae
Product: acetylcholine receptor subunit beta-like 1
Exons: 4
Coding region: 172-510 (112 amino acids)
Biological process (GO): monoatomic ion transport
Cellular component (GO): membrane
Molecular function (GO): extracellular ligand-gated monoatomic ion channel activity
Source: RefSeq, a predicted model, not a curated record